AUGAGAGGCUCCGCCUAUCUUGGAGCUCGGGCCGGCUGCGCGCGCAGUUACCGAGCGGGGCGUGGUGGGGGACCUCGCGGCUUACGUGUCCUUCGGCCUACGCUGACGUAGCACAGCACCCUGACGUCACCUUUCCCUGUGUGACGUGAUGCAGAGCCUGAGCCUUAGGCCUCAUUGUCCCUCCUGACUUGGGUGUACCGGCAGGAUGGCCUCGCCCCUUAGGGGCAAGUCCUCCGCCCCGCGAGUGGAAAGCACCCGCCACAAGGAGACUGUCCUCGUGGAGACGUCGUCCCACCGCGAGGAAACAUCAUCCCACCGCGUGGAGACUUCCUCCCGGCAGGUUCGAACGUCUUCCCGGCAGGUGGAGACGUCUCUGCGCCACCGAGAGGGGCCCUCCCUCACCCCCUCCACGAAGCGACUCCCCGGAUUCCUCGAGGUGUCCUCCCAGCACGUGGAAACCUCCUCGCAGUGCACGGAAACGUCCUCCAGCCACGUCAGGGCAUCGUCAUCUCUGCGGGUGGAGACGACUGUGCACCGUGUAGAGAGCCCAGCCAGGCGGGACAAGAAAGCUGCUCGCCAGAGUGCCAAAAUGGCCCGAUGAAAGUGGUGCCCAAGGGCCCUGGCCCUUAGCCAAGUCGAAGGGCUUCCAGUUGCCCGCCAGCCAGCUUCCAGGAGAGCCAAGCAUCUUUGGUUUCAUGGAAUCAGCCCAUAAAUCAAUGUAAGAAACAGGCUGUGGUUUCGGGACGCUGCCAACAUCUAUUGACUUUGCAGCACCUUAGACCACCCUGCUAUUGACCCAGAGUACUAUUUAACUUGAAGCCAGCACAGAAGGGUUUCAGACUUGUCUUACUGUAUAUACCCGGCCAGUGGACGUGGAGGCUCUUUGAGUCUCUGCACCAGUAGUGUCUGGAAGACUGGCUGAAUGUGACCUGGAAAAGCCAGACACCUGACUUCUAUCUAGAUCACUGAUAUACUUCAGGAAAGGCACAGGAUCCUGCUAGAUUCUCUGUUGUCCGUCUCUUAAAAGAAAUUUUUAAUCUAGGUUUCUUCCUCCACAUUCCACCUAUUCAUGUUUCAAAGCUGGAAUGCAAAGAGAGAUGCAUAGAGCAAGAAGGUGCCAAAGAAGUAAUAGAUAUGAUAAGUCCGUGUUUGCCAUAAUACUAUAUUAUACAUUCCACAGCUUCAAAUGGCACUGUGUGUUGAAGGUAAUUGUUAAUGUACCUGUUGUACUUUGUAAAUGCGUGUUAGCGUUAGCCAUGCUGUAUGUUGUCUGCACAUUGUUCUCUACAGGAAAUAGUGCUGCUGUACCUGACACAUGUCAUACAACGUUAAAGACAAUAAGUGCAACAAUAAUGAACGAAGAGCAGUGGUCUCCAUUUGCAGUCAAGAAAGCCUUUAAUGGCACAAUCUAAAAAUUGGGUUUAUUAUGCUAGGUAAUAGUUGUGUACAACUUGCCUUCAGUUGUACCAGUCAGGUUAGUUUGAAAAAACUAAAUAAAUGCAAAUUCUUGGAAAGAGGUCACUUCUUAUUCUCAUAAUCUUCCUUUUUAUAUAUUACCUGAGGGUGGUUUACAAUAUCUACUGUCUAUUGUAUUGAAAAGAAAUGGCUGGCUCUUUUGGUGCACACCCAUAAUCCCAGGACAAGGAGAGGCUGAUGCAGGAGGAUUACCAUGAGUUCCAGGCCAGCCAGGGCUAUAUAGUAAUUAUCAGUCUAGUCAAAGCUAUGAAGCAAGAUCCUAGCUCAAAAAAUAAGAAAGAAGAAAAAUGAAAGGCUAGCCCAGUAAGAUGGCUUGGAGCAUAAAGGUGCCUGCCACCAAGCCUGAUACCUGAGUUUGAUUCCAGGGACUCACAUGGUAGGAGGAGAGAACAAACUCCCAAAGUUGUCCUCUGACCUCCACAUAUAUGCCUCCCCUCACCCUUCUCACACAUAUACAAUAUAUUUAAUUAAAAAUUUUAAGAGAUUGGCAUUAACAGCUUCCUCUUCUCCUGAACUACUCAGGCUACAGGAAGAACCAGGAAUCCAGUUAACAAGGUGUUUUCCUCACAUCUUCAUCUAGACUUUCCAGAAUUCCUGUUCCCCCAUUCUUUCUAUUGCUCCCAGCCUAGAAUGACAAAUACAGGUAUCUGAGCCCUGAAUGUUGGACCCAGCCUCUACUGUGUUAAAUAGCCUUUACCUCUGCUUCCCCUGCCUGAGCCCUUCCACCCCCAGUGAUCAAUGGUUAGAACUGCAUGACUGAAAAACAGAAAACUUGUCCCAAAGUGUCAAAAAUAGGAGCCGUUUCUCUCUCCCUUAGUAAGUCACCCAGUGUCAUCCAGGAACAGCCUGAGAUCAGCCUGUAAUCUGUUUUACCCCCUGAGGUGUACAGUACAUUAGCUCUGCAUGCUUGCUUGUUACCUUGUCUUGGUUAGGGUUCAUUGCUGUGAAGAGACACCAUGCCCACAGCAACUCUUAAACUGGCUCUCCAGGCAGCAGGAAGAGACUGUGAGCCAAUAGGCCUGUUUUGAGCUUCUGUGACCUCAAAGCCCAUCCCCAGUGACACACUUCUUUCAACAAUGCCACACCUACUCCAGCAAGGCCACACCUCCUAAUUGUGCCUCUCCCUGUGAGCCUGUGGGGGCCAUUUUGGCACACCUCAAGGUUAUAAGAUGUUUGCCUGUCUGCAGCACUCUGCCUGUGUUCAUCUCAGAUAGAAAGCACAGCAGAAGGAUAAUUGUUCUUCCUGCCAGUGUUGUGCCCUGUUAGCUGGGAAGAGAAACCUUUACUGGGGACCCCAGCUGAAUCAUACCUGUUUUCUUUAGCUGCAAGGGAGCCUGGGAUGGCAAUUAUCUUUCUAGCCUGAGCAAUGGUAGAAGAAAGGGAAGGCUGGGAAAUGAUACUCAGUGAGCCAGUCUAGGGUUUUUUUAUGUUUCCGAGCAUGACAGUCUCUUUCAGGUGACCAGUGGUCCUCUGGGGUUCUCAGCAGCGACUUUGUUUCUUCGUCUUUAGCGUAACAUUGACCAGGCUGCCAGACAGCACUGCUCAGGGCCUUUUCUCUCAUUGAUGCUGUGGAGUAGAACAUGGGAAACACAUUUUUGCAGGUUAGUAAUUCUUUUUUUUUUUUUUUCCUCUUUGAGAACAUUCAGGACAUUGUUUCACUCUCUUCUGAUUUGCAUUGCUUCCAACAAUGCCAACCACAGCUACGCAGCUUUAGCCUUGUCUGUUCCUCUAUGCAAAGGCUUCCCACGGCCUCUGUCAGAUGUGGUGUGCUUUGUAUUGGUGGUGGAGCACUUUAUGAUAUACCGUGGUGUACUUUAUUUCCCAUGUCUUGUAUUUGGGGUUGCUUGUACCCUUUGAAACUUUGGCUUCAUGGUCUUCAGAAUAUUUAGAAAUGGGAGGGGGGCAUUAUUCCUUCAAAUGUUCCUUUCAGCCUCUCUGUGGACAUAAAUCGCAGGUCUAAUAAGCACUGUGAAGCUGACACUCAGUUUUUUCUCUCCACAUUUCACUGGAUACUUUGUAUUGCAUUCGUUUUCCUGUUUAUCCUAGUCUUUUUUUCCAGCAACAUCCUAUCUAUCCUAAAUGCCAUCCAGUGUGAUAUUUAAAUAUUUUUUAAAAUUUCAUUUAUAGUUUUUUAUCUCUAAUAGUUCAAUGUGGGUCUUUUAAAUUACCUUCCAAACAUAAAUAAAUUUCUCUACACAUUCCUUUUUUUAUGUUCUUGGCAUGUUUGGCCUGCCCUGUCGUGCUCAGAUAUAUACAGUUUUGUUUUUUACGUAGCCCCAUUUAGUUCUGCCAUCUGUAUAAUCUCUGGGGCAGUGUCUAUUGAUAGAUUUUUCUCCUCAUUAUGAGUUAUAGUUUGUGGGUGUCACUUUUCAUGUCUGGUUAUUUUUAUUUGUAUGCCAGGCAUAGUAAAUUUUAAUUUUAUUGAGUGUUCUAUAGUUUUCCUAUUCUUACAGUUCUUGAACUUUGGUCUAGUCAUUUGAAAGUUAUUAGCAAGCUGUUGUUGUUUGUAUCUACUUUUAAGCUGUUUUCUGAGUUCUUGGUUUGAUGAAUGGUUAAUGUUCUCUGAGGCAAAAGCUUUGUGUCUCUGUAUAUCCCCAAUUUAGGAGAUUUUCUUCUCUGGCUUGGGGGAACAAUCCCUGUUCUCAGUGCAGGUGAGCUGGAGUUUCCUACCCUCGAGCAAUUUCCUUAGACGUGCGAUGAUCAGUCCUAGGGUUGAUUUCUUCAGCUAUUCCAGGCCAGAGGGAAGCCUGUCACUGCACUCUGCCUGGAAUCCUCUUUCUUAUUAAAUACAGAUUUUGCUGAAGUUUGAUGUUGCCAUUUCAUUUCUAGGUAGGGAUUGCGAACAAAUGGUUAGGGUAUCAUAGCCCAGGGAUGGGGCUCAUCAGUCUCUGAGAUGGACACAAUGGCUGUAUUGACCUGCUCUCUCAUUUUCAAAACAGAACGACACUUUGUAGCCCAAGCAGACCUUGAACCUUGGCAUUCUGUUUCCACCAUCUGAGUGCUGGCAUUACAUGUAUGUGCCGCCUUGCCUGGUUCAUGUGUCUCUGAGAGGAGAUGGUAAUAACAUUUUCCCUGUGAGAAAUGGUUACAUUGUUAUAAGUAGAAAAAGAUUAGGAGGGUAUGAGAUUUUAAAUAUAAAUGCUUUAUUAAUACUAUCAGUUGUACCAGUUAAGAGUUUACUCUUGACUGCAAAUCCAGGCAAAUUUCUUCUUUACCUGUGGUUUUUGCUAUUCUGCCACAAGGGGGUGCUGUAAGAUGCAUUCUCUCUAGAGGACCAGGGACGCUUCCUGCCUGGGGCCCUCACAGUGCCUCCGUAGGCUUCCUGUGAAGUCCCUGAAACCAGCCACACUGAACCCUGGCAGCUGCAGUACCAUUCCCUUAGCGGCAGCUGAAUAUAAUUUAAUGAAAAGUAGAAAUUUUUGAAUUUAAAUUUUCUAUUUGAAGAACCCAUUUUAUUAAACAUAGUUGAUCAUUUGUUCUCAGAAGUUUGAGUUUCAACUCUAUAGGGGUCCUCUGAAUGUCUCAGCUUUAGUAGGUCCAGUCUCUGCUCUCUUGUUGCUACUGAGCACACAGAUCCCCUCCCUCCCUUCCUGUCUGAAUUGCCUGUUCAUAGCCUUUGCUCAUUCUUUUCAGUUUUUCUUAGUGAUUUGUUUAUGAAUACUAAAUAUUUUAGCUUGUUUGUGAAUACUAAAUAUUUUAGUUCAGAUUUUAUUUGCAUUAUAUACAUGUUCUUUUUAAAAAAUAAAAACUUUUAUUUAUGUAUAUAUAUGUUUAUGGAACUGUAUGCUGUGUGUGUACUGAUGCCCAUGGAGGCCAGAAAAGAGAGUGGGAUUCGUGGAGCUGGAGUUUCAGGUGGUUGUGAACUGCCUGAUAUGGAUGCUGGGAACCAAACUGUCCCAUGUAAGAACACCACUCAGCCACUGAGCCAUCUCUCCAGCCCCUACACGCAUAUUCUUAAAGUUUAGGGAACACUUCCCUCUUUGAAUUUUAACUCUCUCUCUCUUUUCCCCCUCCCUCCCUCCCUCUCUUUAAUCUGGGUUUUUUUUUUUUAUUUGUUCAUGGUGGUUAUGAGUUUUGUGUUUGUGUUGUUGUGGGGUUUUGUUUGUUUGUUUUCCGAGACAGGAAUUCUCUGUGUAGUCCUGGUUGUCCUGGAACUUGCUCUGUAGACUAGGUUAGCCUCAAACUUAGAGAUCCACCUAUCUCUACCUCUGAAGUGCUGGGAUUAAAGGCGUGUGCCACAACCCAGCUUUCUCUUUAAAAACAGGAGCCAGUUUCUCAUCUCCUACUGUGUGCCUUUAUGUUGCCUGAUUUCCUUCUUUGGUUUCAUUUUAUGAUUGGCAGCUGUGUUUCUGUCUUCAUAAACUGACCUACCAGGAAUACUGCCCCAGUGAUUUUUAACCUUCAAGUCUGGAGAAAUCAAUUUAGUGGGUCAUAGUAUUUUUAAAAACAAGGGAGCUGGAGAGAUGGCUCAGAUGUAGACAGAGUGAUUAAGAACACCUACUGCUCUUACAGAGGACCCCAAUUUAUUUCCGAGCACCCAGGUUGGGUACUCUCAAUGGCUUGUAACUCUAGCAUCAUGGGGUCUGUCACCCUUUCCCUGCCCCCUUGGGCACUUGCACAUACACACACAUACACACACACACACACACACACACACAGAAUAUUUUUUUUAAUUAAACAAGACUGGUGAGAUGGCUCAGCAGGUAGAAGAUGAGUAAGCCUGAUACAGGACCCAUGGUAGGAGGGGAACAGGGAAGCUGUCCUCUGACUUCCACACAGACACUGGCACGAGUGCAUCCAUCCUUAGAGUUACCAUAUAUGCGUACAGUAAUAAUAGGAAAUAAAAUCUAACUUGGAACACAUCGCAUUGCUUAUGAGAGACGGAGGGACUGAGGGAGGCCAGGCCUGGACAUUUUACUUGGCCCGGAGUUGGAGUUUUUACUACAGUGUUGCAGCCCAUCUAACAAGUAUCUGAUAAGUCCAUUUGACAGAGAGUGGACAGUGAGACAUCAUCAUUAACCUAAAGAAAAGGAAACAAGAAGUCUAGUUAAGGACUGGGAGACUUGUUGACUUUAAGGGCCAUUUAUUCACAAGGUUGAUAUGAACUGAAUACUGUGAAUGGUUUCCCAGAAGAGGGCUUGGCCCCAGUAAAGUCCAUCAGAAAAUUGUUCAGUGUUUGGUUGGAACUAUAAUUGAGUCCCCAGGUGAGGUCUGUGGUUUAUGUUUAUACAACAUCCCUGCCCCACCCAUGUGUGGACAGUCUUUUACGGUCUAAAGACAUGUCAACAAAACUUGUGUGUCCGAACAUAUAUGUUACUGUCAAAGAGGCAUGGAAAACACUAUGCCUCCCCCCACUUUGUUUUUAGAGACUGCUCUCACUGGGGGAGCAGACUUGUCAGCCUGCCACUACCUCCUGAGUGCACCAUCAUGCCUGGCAGCCGGUCUGUUCAAGGGUUCAAGAAUUCUUUAGAGCUUAGAACUGUUUGAGAGCUUAAGGAUUCCAUGGGUGCUUGCACCUGCCAUUGUCUGGAGAAAACUUACCCGUUUUUGCAGGCACUUGGUGCGAUUCCUCUGGAUACCCUCACAGAUUCACCUGCAUGUCUGUUAAGAAAUCGUCCACCCCAGGUCUACUCUGUGCUUCAUAAGAUUUCUUUUAUAAACAGGACCCUGGUCCUAAAAUAAAAAACUCAAAAACCGUCAAGCUACUCUGCUCCCUUUGUUCCCCUGGCACACAGCACUUGGGUC
Molecule: messenger RNA, 7221 nt
Organism: Alexandromys fortis (reed vole)
Lineage: Eukaryota; Metazoa; Chordata; Mammalia; Rodentia; Cricetidae
Gene: CUNH17orf100
Product: chromosome unknown C17orf100 homolog
Exons: 2
Coding region: 206-601 (131 amino acids)
Source: RefSeq, a predicted model, not a curated record